Cervus elaphus (red deer) is the source of this 596-nucleotide messenger RNA. It is a transcript of the gene PRAP1, whose product is annotated as proline rich acidic protein 1. The transcript has 5 exons. The coding region runs from base 120 to 557 and encodes 145 amino acids. The record is from RefSeq and is a predicted model, not a curated record. NCBI's taxonomy places the organism in Eukaryota, Metazoa, Chordata, Mammalia, Artiodactyla, Cervidae.
UGGAGAGGCGAGGGCGGGAGGAGCAGGACCAGGCGUCUGGACACCUGGGCUGCCGGCUACCUGGGUCUGAAACUGUGGGCCCCCGCAAGCACCCUCUGCACCAGGAAGGCGACCCUGACAUGAGACGGCUCCUGCUGCUCACGGGCCUGGUGGCUGUGUUGCUGCUGGAGGCAGGCUCAGCCCGGACCCACCAGGUCCACGUCCAGACCAAAGGCAAAGUCGGGGCUGAGCAGGACACAGUGGAGGCCUGGGAUGCCCACGCGGUCGAGUCUCCGGAGAAAGACAACCAGCUCAUCUGGCUGCUCAUGGCGCCCAAGCUCAUGGCCACCAGCGAGGAGCAGCAAGGUGCCAAAGCCCUGGCAGAGACCGAGGAUGCCCUGGGCCGCGUCCUGGGCCCGAGGGAGGGUCCUGAGCCUGACCGGGACAGCCUGUUCCAUGACGGGCCCGAGGAGGCCCUGGAGGAGGCGAGGCCCUGGGCUCCGGUGCUGCCCCCUCGCCAGGUGCUUCGCGGACCUGAGGAGGACCGAGACUACAUCUACCACCCCAGGGAGCCCUGACCCCGCCCCGGCCGGAGAAAAAUAAAGCCUGCAGAGGUG